Molecule: messenger RNA, 474 nt
Organism: Racocetra persica
Lineage: Eukaryota; Fungi; Glomeromycota; Glomeromycetes; Diversisporales; Gigasporaceae
Source: the annotation of a GenBank genome assembly
AUGGAAAGAACUUGGUCUAGAUGAAUGUCUUAAAACAAAAAACUUGGAUGACUGUAUAACUCUCUGUUAUGAUCUUAAACAAUAUGAUCCAGAAGUAGUUAGACCACCAACAAAAGAGGAAUUAAAAGAAGAACAUGAAAAAAGAAAAUUAGAAAAGAUUAAGAAGAGGCAAGAAAGACCAGAAAAAGACCUAGAGUUUAGAGAGCAAGAAGAGUUGGGAAUGGCAGUUAAAAGAAGAGCUAUAGCUGUACAUCGUGCAAAAGUUCCUAAAUCUUAUCCAGAUAAUAGAAGCGAUAUACGGAAAAUGUUAGAAAGCCAAAGAAAGCAAUUUAGCGAAAUACUUGAAAAGGAAUUCGAUAAGCGUGGACAAUUUAAGUUCACUCUAUGUUCUCUUACCAAAUUUCUUAUAGAUAAUAAACCUGAAAAUAAAAAAAGAAUUCAUGAACUGACUGGCUUAGAAAUACGCAAAUUAUA